AUGGCGUCUCCUGCCCAAAAAUUACCCGUUGGUUGGGCUGCAGAGGACAACCAACAUCAACGAUACCUCUUCAUCGAAACCGCGACUGGGGCGACGCAGUGGGACCCGCCUGCAUCUCAAGAUGGUCCAAACGUUCAAAAUACCCCACCAGUUGCUGAACCGUCAGUUCAUCAUGGGAAACGGAGGCAGUACGCUGCGGGCCAAACGCAGGUGUAUUAUGGAGGUGGCGAGGCCGCGCCCGAUCUGGCCUAUCCAGCUCCAGGACUUCAACCCCAGGCAGUUCCUGGCGCCCAACUUUUCACGCCAGGUUUAGUUGGGGAGAAUCAGUUCGCGACGCAGCAGACGCACCCACCACCUGGGCAAUCUGGCUACUAUAACCAGGCGGAGUCCGAAUACAUCAAUGCCCCUUCUUUUGGUCAACCUCCGCCGCCCUAUGGGCAGGCGCCUGUGGACGCUCUUGCAGGUCAAUUUGGGCAAAUGGGGGUUGGCGGACAAAAACAGUUUCAUUUGUACACCACAAAUCUUCUCACUUCCCCUCCAGAGCCACGCGACCUCCAACGGCCUCCACCUGAAAUCCGACUUCCGCCCAACUCAUGUAUCUCGCCAUCACCCUUCGCAAAUGCGCAUCCGUCCUACCAAAGAUGUACAUUGAAUGCAAUCCCAACGACAUCCUCGCUAUUAACUAAAGCAAAAAUCCCUCUGGCCCUUGUGAUCACUCCCUAUCGAUCAUUAAAAGAGGGGGAUGAAGCCGUACCAGUCGUGACCGAUACUGUUAUUGCUCGAUGCCGCCGCUGCAGAACGUAUAUAAAUCCUUAUGUGCAAUUCCUUGAAGGGGGCAAUCGGUGGCGAUGCUGUAUGUGUAACAUGACGAACGAAGUUCCUCAACUCUUUGACUGGGAUCAAGUGCGAAAUCAACCUGGUGACAGGUGGUCGCGAGCAGAGCUGAAUCACUCAGUUGUCGAAUUUGUUGCACCCACCGAGUACAUGGUCCGACCCCCGCAACCUGCCGUGUACAUCUUCUUGAUUGAUGUCAGUAACUCUGCUGUGCAGUCGGGAAUGGUUGCCACUGCUACACGGACAAUCCUUGAAAACCUUGAUCGCAUCCCUGACGAGGACGGAAGAACCAAGGUUGCCAUCAUCUGCUUUGACGUGUCUCUGUACUUUUUCUCCCUACCAGUCGGGAGCACAGAUUCCAACAUGCUUGUUGUUUCUGACAUUGAUGACGUCUUCUUGCCCAAGCCGACCGACCUUCUUGUUAAUUUGGCGGAGUCUCGCGCAUCACUGGAGACUUUGCUUGGGAGGAUCAACGAUAUGUUCCAGGAAAAUAGCAUCAUCGGUAGUGCGUUGGGGCCUGCACUGCAAGCUGGUUUCAAGCUAAUGUCGCCAAUUGGCGGGAAGAUUGUGGUUCUGUCCUCGACCUUACCCAGUGUUGGCCCUGGUGCUUUAAAAAACCGAGAAGAUCCGAAGAUUCUGGGUACUGCCAAGGAGUCCGGACUGCUUCAAGCUGCAGUGCCAUUCUACAAAACAUUCGCAAUCGAUUGUUCAAGAGCUCAAGUCUCAGUCGAUAUGUUCCUCUUCAGCGCGGCUUAUCAAGAUGUCGCAACACUUGCCUGUCUACCGCAUUACACUUCUGGCCAGACGUACUACUACCCAGCCUUCAACGCUGGGCGGACGGAGGACGCGAUCAAGUUUGCGCAUGAAUUUGGGGAGGUAUUGGCAAUGCCCAUUAUGCUCGAGGCUGUCAUGCGAGUUCGAGCAUCGCGCGGGUUGCGCAUGUCUUCAUUCCAUGGGAACUUUUUUGUCAGGUCCACCGACCUUCUUGCCAUGCCUGCCGUACCUCAAGAUCAGUCGUAUGCCAUUGAGAUACAGAUCGAAGAGCAAAUCAACACCCCAUUUGUUGUUAUGCAGACCGCAGUUCUUCACACCACGUGCUACGGCGAACGUCGUAUUCGCGUCAUUACUCUUGCGCUCCCAACGACAACCAUCCUCUCUGAAGUUUUUGCCUCCGCCGAUCAGGUUGCAAUUGCCACUCUUCUGGCAAAUAAGGCCGUCGAGCGGUCGUUGACACACAAAUUAGAGGACAGCCGAGAAUACGUUUUCCAAAAACUCGUGGAGAUCCUUAUCGCAUACAAGACAAGCAUGACGUCGGGCGGCGCUGGCGCCAGCGCGCAGCUGGCCAUUUCUGAAAAUCUGAAGAUGUUGCCCGUUCUUGUGCUAGGCCUGCUGAAGAACGUUGGGAUUCGCCAGAGUGCCCAGAUACCCCCCGAUAUAAGGGCGUACUCUCAAGCUCUUUUGACAUCCCUUCCAUCACAAAUUCUCAUUCCAUACAUCUACCCAACCUUCUAUGCGCUGCACAACAUGCCGCCCGAGGCUGGAACAAUCGGUGAAAAUGGAGUUAUUUUACCGCCAGCUCUCCCGUUGACGUCAGAGCGUCUGGAGAGGCACGGUUUGUUCCUUAUCGAGGAUGGACAGACCAUCUUCCUUUGGGUCGGCCGUGAUGCUGUUCCUCAACUUGUGCAAGACGUGUUCGACCUUCCCAGCUACGAUGUAUUGCGCGGCGGAAAGACGACUCUUCGCCCUCUCAGCAAUCCCUUCUCUGAACGAGUCAACGCCGUCAUCCAAAAGAUUAGAGAAAUGCGCCGUGGGAUCUACUACCCUCAUCUUUACAUCGUGAAGGAGGACGGAGAACCCCCCCUCAGGUUGUGGGCACUCAGCGCCCUCAUCCAGGAUCGUGCGGAUGUCUUGCCAAGUUAUCAACAGUUUAUUUCGUCUCUCAAAGACAAGGUAAUUACAACAUAGAGCGCUAUGGCAGGUUAAUGGUGCUGGAGGAAGUGGAUAUUAGUUUUUUAUGACAAACUGUAGCCUUGAACCUCCCUUCAUAUAUGUAUUACCCUGAACCUCUUCAAAAUCUACGUAUUAAUUUCUCGACUUCAA
This is a messenger RNA of Laccaria bicolor S238N-H82, 2934 nucleotides long. Its product is annotated as CPII coat sec24 protein. Gene Ontology annotation, cellular component: endoplasmic reticulum exit site; COPII vesicle coat. The record is from RefSeq and is a predicted model, not a curated record. NCBI's taxonomy places the organism in Eukaryota, Fungi, Basidiomycota, Agaricomycetes, Agaricales, Hydnangiaceae. Gene Ontology annotation, biological process: intracellular protein transport; endoplasmic reticulum to Golgi vesicle-mediated transport; COPII-coated vesicle cargo loading. Gene Ontology annotation, molecular function: SNARE binding; zinc ion binding. The transcript is spliced from 15 exons. The coding region runs from base 1 to 2799 and encodes 932 amino acids.